CGCCAGGGGUUAUAUCAGGCAGCGGUUUCACUUUUGCGACCGGACAUCUCGCAGCCGCGGAGCUGCUUUGUUGUGUGCUCCUGCGCUGAGCAGGCACUGAGACCUCUUUUGCAGCGCUGACUGGCUUCCUUCGCUUCCUGGACAUAUCCGUACCGGCUCUGCACCGGGCCAUCGGGCAUCCAAGCACUGACACCCAUUCUCCUCAAGAGAAUGCCUUCAACCUUUGAGAAUGUGGUCCGGAGAGUGAUCCGGGAGCUGGACCGGAGCAGAGAGCUCAUCCUAGUGAACAGCCUUCAGAAUUCUACCAGCUUCCGGCCCUAUUCCUUGCUGAGAAGGAAACCCCCAACCUCAUGGUUCUGGAAACCCCGUUACUCAUGUGUUAACCUAUCAAUCAAAGACAUCUUGGAGCCCGAUGCCCCAGAACCAGAUUUGGAGCCUGGCAGUACCUUCCGCUUCUGUGAUAACACGGAUGGGAAGGUGUGGGGCAACAUGGAGGUGGAAGUCCCAGGACAAGGAAGGAUCUCAGGUGGGGCCACAGUGUCUGGCAGCUCCAUCACUUCAGUGAACGUGUGCAGCCUGAGUGUGGGCCCAAAUACCUGGGAUCACAUGCAUAAGGAGAGGCGCCUGCGGCAGCCGGAACCCAAGAUUCUGCAGCAGCUUCGGAGUUGCAGGGACGACGUGUAUGUGGUUACGGAGGUGCUGCAGACACAGGAGGAGGUGGAAGUCAUCCGUACACGCAAGCAGGAGGGCUCAGGCCAAUGUGCUGUGCCUGUAGCUAUGUGCUUGAAGGGUGAAGGUGAAGGCCACUUGAGCCGGGAGAAAAAGGUCACCAUCCCUAAAGGCAGCAUCCUCGCAUUCCGGGUGGCCCAGCUGGUCAUUGACUCUGACUGGGACAUCUUUCUCUUUCCGGAUGAGAAGCGGAGGACCUUCCCACCACCCCCACCAGGAGACCAGCCACAGCAACCCUUUAGCCUCUCCUCAGUGUUGGGGCCCAUCUUUGAGCGCUUCAAGCUCCUGACAGAUGGGGUCGAUGAGGACUGGGAGGUCACAGAAGACUUCCAGGGCCUGCAGACAGAGGUGAAAGCUGCCUCUUCAGCACUGCAGAAGCUGGAGAGAGAGCUGAGGCAGGAGUUGCUGCUGAACCUGGGGAAGGUCCUGUGUGACCCCUCAGCCCUACAGGACUUAGAGGCCCUGCUGGCACAGGGCCUGUUUGGCGCCAGGCAAGUGAAGAUUCCACAGGGUCCAGCAGGUGACAUCCUUGAAUGCCUGGUGCUCCCAUCCGGAGUGCUGGUGCAGGCACUUGCAGCCCCUAUCUUUUACCUGCUGGGGGCACUGAGUGCACUGAGUGAAACCCAGCAACAGCUGCUGGCUAAGGUCCUGGACAAAGGAGACCUGUCAACACAACUUGAGCUGGUAGGCCACCUCUUGAAACAGAGCACCCCAUGGCAAGAGCAAAGUGAUGUGUCACUGCCCCCCAAGCUCCUUGAGAGUAACUGGGGAGAGGAGGCACCAAUCUGGACCUUGCUAGAGGAAUGUGGCCUGGAGCUCCAGGCGGGUGCUCCUCAGGUGCACUGGGAGCCAGAAGCACAGGGCCCCACCUGUGCACUCUAUGCUUCCCUGUCACUGCUGUCAGGACUGAGCUGAGAGUCCUGCUAACCUGUGCCCAUGCUCUAGGAGCUCCAGGAAGGGCAAGAGUCCAACUCAACUGCAAGGCCAGCUCACCAUGAUACUCUGGCGCUGGGGAAACUCAAUAAACGUAGUCUACAUGCGCUCA
Octodon degus (degu) is the source of this 1774-nucleotide messenger RNA. It is a transcript of the gene Gsdmd, whose product is annotated as gasdermin D. Bases 211 to 1644 code for a protein of 477 amino acids. Gene Ontology annotation, molecular function: phosphatidylinositol-4,5-bisphosphate binding; phosphatidylinositol-4-phosphate binding; phosphatidylserine binding. Gene Ontology annotation, cellular component: NLRP3 inflammasome complex. The transcript has 11 exons. Lineage: Eukaryota; Metazoa; Chordata; Mammalia; Rodentia; Octodontidae. The record is from RefSeq and is a predicted model, not a curated record. Gene Ontology annotation, biological process: defense response to bacterium; pyroptotic inflammatory response.